GAGUUUGACUUGACGGAGUCUGUGGCGCCCUUGUCUUCUGUGUUUACAAACGGAGUCGUGCUUCUGGCUUGCAGCUACACCGGAAUUAAAACAUGGCAAAGCUGGCAAUUUUACUAGGUCUUGUUGUCAUCGCUGUGACGAUGGCGCAAGCGCAACAGCCGCAGGGUGAGGCGUACCAGUUCCGGUACGACGUACCGAACCCAGAAGGAGGGAAUCACUUUCACGAGGAGUCAAGCGACGCGGGGGGCGCCCGGCGUGGCUCGUACGGGGUCACCAACAAUGAGGGACAGUUCGUCAACGUCGAAUACGUCGCCGAUGAGAACGGCUACCGUCCGGUCAUCAAAAGCAACGUGCCUGGCGUGUCGAGGGAGGGUUAAGCGCACAUUUAGUGGACGCAGUACGAGAGAAAGCAUCGCAGAGCGGGGACUUAUGGCACUGGCAUCAGUGCUUUCAUCUAAGUGCCUUCAUUUCUCACUCCUUGGAACUAUGGCAGUGGUUUUCAGCCAACGCAGCGCAGCUAUAUAAAAGGAAAUUUCGCAUAUACAUAAAAAUAAACUUUUUUUACCUGA
Molecule: messenger RNA, 569 nt
Organism: Rhipicephalus microplus (southern cattle tick)
Lineage: Eukaryota; Metazoa; Arthropoda; Arachnida; Ixodida; Ixodidae
Product: adult-specific rigid cuticular protein 15.7
Cellular component (GO): chitin-based extracellular matrix
Molecular function (GO): structural constituent of chitin-based larval cuticle
Source: RefSeq, a predicted model, not a curated record